This is a messenger RNA of Antrostomus carolinensis (chuck-will's-widow), 1373 nucleotides long. RefSeq names its product tyrosine-protein kinase Lyn. The transcript is spliced from 5 exons. The record is from RefSeq and is a predicted model, not a curated record. Gene Ontology annotation, biological process: protein phosphorylation. Gene Ontology annotation, molecular function: protein tyrosine kinase activity; ATP binding. NCBI's taxonomy places the organism in Eukaryota, Metazoa, Chordata, Aves, Caprimulgiformes, Caprimulgidae. The annotation marks the transcript as partial.
GUUACUAUCAUAAUAGUACGAAAGUGGCUGUGAAGACUCUGAAGCCUGGAACGAUGUCUGUUCAAGCCUUCCUGGAGGAAGCCAACCUCAUGAAAACACUUCAGCAUGAUAAGCUUGUUAGGCUUUAUGCUGUGGUGACCAAAGAAGAACCUAUUUAUAUUAUAACAGAAUUCAUGGCUAAAGGAAGUUUGCUGGAUUUUCUGAAGAGUGAUGAAGGAAGUAAAUUGUUGCUUCCAAAGCUAAUUGAUUUCUCUGCUCAGAUUGCAGAAGGGAUGGCAUACAUAGAAAGAAAAAAUUAUAUCCAUCGAGAUUUGAGAGCAGCAAAUGUUCUGGUUUCGGACUUACUCAUGUGCAAAAUUGCUGAUUUUGGACUAGCAAGAGUCAUUGAAGACAAUGAAUAUACAGCAAGGGAAGGUGCAAAAUUCCCCAUUAAAUGGACAGCACCAGAGGCAAUUAACUAUGGAUCUUUCACUAUUAAGUCUGAUGUGUGGUCAUUUGGGAUUCUCCUGUAUGAAAUCGUUACAUAUGGAAAGAUUCCUUAUCCAGGUAUGAGCAAUUCAGAUGUGAUGGUUGCUCUGCAGCGUGGGUACCGAAUGCCACGCAUGGAAACCUGUCCAGCUGAGCUUUACGAUAUCAUGAAAACAUGCUGGAAAGACAAAGCAGAAGAGAGGCCAACGUUUGAUUAUCUACAGAGUGUGCUUGAUGACUUCUACACAGCAACAGAAGGGCAGUAUCAACAACAGCCAUAGAACAAAGAACACUUUUUCUAUUGCCAUGGAUCAUUGGCACAGACUAUUACUUGGACAGACUGCUCAAACCAAUUACUUCACGAGUUUGGAUGUCUUAACCGAGUGUGGAAGAUGAAAUGCUGAAGGAAAGAGUAAUCCUGCAGAGAAAUAAUGUUUUUAUUUGGUUAAAACAGUUCCUCUAAAGACUGAAGUUCUCUUUAAAAAUGCUCUGUGUUUUGCAUCUGCAGAAACAUCCCAAACCAAGCAGGCUUUUUAGGGUGGGGAGGGAGAAGGAAGGAAAGUGAUCAUGCACCACUGCAGUUUGGCAAUGUCUUCUUAGGAUCUAAGUCAUAGAAUACAUUACAAGGAGACCUUUAUGAAAGAGGUGAGAAGAUGCAUGAACAGCUGUUUUUUUCAAAAGAAAAAGCUAUGAAGGAGAACUUACAGCUUUAAGACAUGGUGAUGUUCUUAAAUCAUCUUUUUUUGAAAUACAGCAUAUUGGGAAAAUUAUUUUUAUAUCCUUGCUAUUUCACAGUAGUAGUUGGAGAACUGUCACCUCUUGUAAGACUUUCUAGACAGUGUCAUGGUUUCCUUUAAGGAAGGGUUAUGUAUGUAAUUAUUUACACUGAAGAUGAUUCUGGUUUA